Molecule: messenger RNA, 440 nt
Organism: Staurois parvus
Lineage: Eukaryota; Metazoa; Chordata; Amphibia; Anura; Ranidae
Source: the annotation of a GenBank genome assembly
ACUGCGGACAUGGUACAGGAGAUGACCAGAGACUGCGGACAUGGUACAGGAGAUGACCAGAGACUGCGGACAGUACAGGGGAUGACCAGAGACUGCGGACACAGUACAGGAGAUGACCAGAGACUGCGGAUAGUACAGGAGAUGACCAGAGACUGCGGACAUGGUACAGGAGAUGACCAGCGACUGCGGACAUGGUACAGGAGAUGACCAGAGACUGCGGACAUGGUACAGGAAAUGACCAGAGACUGUGGACACAGUACAAGGGAUGACCAGAGACUGCGGACACGGUACAGGAGAUGACCAGAGACUGCGGACACGGUAUAGAAGAUGACCAGAGACUGCGGACACGGUACAGAAGAUGACCAGAGACUGCGGACACGGUACAGGGGAUGACCAGAGACUGUGGACACGGUACAGGGGAUGACCAGAGACUGCGGACA